Thecamonas trahens ATCC 50062 is the source of this 4917-nucleotide messenger RNA. RefSeq names its product phosphoinositide-3-kinase. The coding region runs from base 1 to 4770 and encodes 1589 amino acids. Gene Ontology annotation, molecular function: metal ion binding; protein binding; 1-phosphatidylinositol-3-kinase activity. The transcript is spliced from 2 exons. Gene Ontology annotation, biological process: phosphatidylinositol 3-kinase/protein kinase B signal transduction; cell migration; phosphatidylinositol-mediated signaling. Gene Ontology annotation, cellular component: cytoplasm; phosphatidylinositol 3-kinase complex; plasma membrane. The record is from RefSeq and is a predicted model, not a curated record. NCBI's taxonomy places the organism in Eukaryota, Apusomonadida, Apusomonadidae.
AUGUCUGAGAGUUCAGAGGGCGAGAUGUUUGCCUGCCUGGAAGAGCUGUAUGGCUCCCAAGUCGCCGUCCGUGCCGCCGCCUCGGACUCGCUGCUAGACAUGCCUGCUCAAAUUGGCGCACAUGCUGCUGAUGCGACGGCGGUGGAGUCGCUCCUCACCGAGCGCUCGCACUUUGUUCCUGAUGGCGAUGCCAACGAUUGUAUGGUCUGUGCCUUGUCGUUCUCGCUGACAACUCGGCGGCACCAUUGCCGCGCCUGCGGACGGCUGACUUGCGCCUACUGCGCACCCAAGUCACUCCUACUCUCGCAGUUUCAUCCGCAGCCGAUGCGGCUGUGCUCGCUCUGCUCGCGCGAGCUGGCCGGUGCUCUGCUGGAGCCCGAAACGCGACUUGUGCCGCUGCUCCUCAAGCUUCGCUCGCGGGAACGCCGAAUGGCGCUCGCCCGCAGCGAGGCUGAAGAGGUCCUGUCCUCCCGAAACGCGUCCUCCGCUGUGGACUCGCCCGGUCGUGCCGCCCUGCGCGCCCGCCUUUCAGUCUCGAUGUCGGCCCGCCGCGGCGUGACUCUUUUGAAUCCGAUGAAGUGUGAGCUCGGGCUGGUCUCGGCGCCGCCCGAGUGGCUCGCGCCGCAAGAGGUGACGCUCACCACGCCGGUCGCCAUCGGCACCGUCAUGCUCCCGCUGCCACCGGCGGAACGGGUCACCACCGGCGCGCUCUUUGGCUCGUACCUGGUGAGUAUAGCCGGCCUCGCCGCCGCCGCUCCACGAGCCCUGCUCGGCAACCUCUGGCGGCCACUCUUUGACGCCACACGCGCUAGCGACGUGACCUUGCUCGCCGCCCUCCUCCGCGAGCUUGCGCCGGGCCUUGAUCCGUCGGUCGUCAACGACGAGGGCCUCUCUCUCUUACACUACGCGGUCAGCGCAGCGUGCGCUCCGGCAAUCGCUCUCCUCCUUGACGCUGGUGCCAAUCCUAAUGGAACAGAUGCGCAUGGCGAGACUCCGUUGCAUUUGGCCACGACAUUGGGCGAAGACGAAAUUGUCGACAUGCUCCUCCGCGCCGGUGCCAAUCCACUGGCCGUUCCUUCGCCGGAACGGCCCGAGGCUACGCCACUCAAGUAUGCCGCGCGCCAGCGGACCAAGCAAGUUCUGCUGCAAUACAUCAGCCCGGACGUGCUCCCGCGGGUUCGAGCACUCGGCCUCGCCGGCCUCGCCCUCAUCCCGAUCCUCCUCCCCAACGGUGAGGUCUUCCACCUUGGCCUCCCCUCGCACGACUGCACCGUCCGAGUUGCCCUCGCCGAGCUCCUGGUCCAGCUCGCCGCCCGCGCCGUCCUUCCGCAAUCUGCGCUCGAGACGCCGUCGUACGCGUUGUACGCGCACGGCGAACUCGGCGUGGUCCUCGGCCGUGAGCUCAUGCUCUUCACCAUCGACGUUGUCGUCAAGUACUGGCACGGCCAGUUCCUCGGCCCUCCGUUGCAGCUUAUCGAGCUCAUGGCCAUCCCACCUGGCGCCGCUGCCUCGUGCCAUGCCUAUGCCGCUGACUCGGUCGUCCGCGCCGAGCUAGCCUCACUUCCGCCGUCGGCGCUUGCUUUCUCGCGUGCGCCCGAGACCCAGGCCUUCCUCUCCCGCUUUGUCCCGCGACUCGCCUCGCUCGCCGCCCGUCAUCACCAGGCCUCGCCGCAGUAUGCGCUCUCGGUGGUGUGCGGAACGCCGGCGCCAGCCGCACCUGACGCCAUGCUCACCGUCAAGUUCCACCCGGACCCGGAAGGCAGCGCCUUCACCACCCUCCGUUGGCCUCUGCAUGCCAAGACAAGCGACCUCAUCGCCGACGUCCUUGCCAACUCCCGCGUCUUUGCCAAGUUUGGCCUCGACGUGCCGGGCCCCCGCGAGGCGCUCGUUCUCGCCGAGUGGGGCGCCGCCCCGCACUACAUCCACUCGCACGACCUCCCGCUCUCGGCCUUUUCGGUCGUUCGUCGCGCACUCUCGUCCAAGCGCCACCGCGCCGUCCAUCUCACCAUCGUCGCCCGGCCGAGCCCAGCAAGCUCGGACGACGUCCUUAUCGUCGAGCUCGGCGCAGGCGUGGCUGGUUGCCUCCCACCGCCCGACACCCACGCCCAUCAGGCACUGGCGCUCACCCGAUUGGGAAAGCUCCCGCGGCUCGACGGCGUGGCCGUGCCUGAAUCAGUGCCCGAGACGCCGCAAGCUGUUGCCGAUGACCUCGCCCGGGUCGUCGGCAGUCGGUGUGGACCUGAGCCGGUCGCACCGCUCACCGCAUGGGACAUUGACGUCCCAUUUGGCAUCCAGGUCGUCGGCGCCGACUUUGUGCCGCCGCUCGCGUACCAGCUCUGUGCGCCCGCAAGCAAAAAGCGGCCGGCGCUGGGCCUCGCUAUGGUUGUUGAGCUUGUCCACGCCACCCACGCGCUCGCAGCACCGCACGUCACUCACCUGUUGCCGUUCUCGGAAGCGCCGCGCUGGCAAGCGCGGGUCAACUUUGUACGCGCCACACGCCCACAGCCGAUCCCGGUCUCGGACCUCCCGCUCGAGGCCAAGGUCAUCGUCACCAUGUUCCUCGUCCACUCGACGAGAGCGGCCUCGUUUGACGAGCUUGCCGAGAGCUAUGCAUCUUGGGCGGCCGGCGCUGUCGGGCCAGCCCGUGGCCGGGCCGGCUCAAGUGGGCCUGGCGCAGCCGAGGCGGCAGUAGAGUCCGGCGCAGCGCCCGAGGCCGGCUUUGCCGCCGACCUUGCUGCCGCGCAUCCGUCGGCAUGCCUGCCCGAGACGCUCGCCGGCGCGUUCUUCCCGCUUGGCUGGGUCGCUGUUCCGGUCUUCGACUCGCGCCGCGGCAUGGCCCAGGGUGAGGUCACUGCGCGGCUGUGGCGUGAUGCGCCGGGCAACCCGCUCGGGCCGCUCGGCUCGAACCCGCGGCUAGCCGGUGCUCUCCCGGUGGUGCUCUCGUUCCCGUCGUUUGCCCGACAGGUCAUCCUCCCACAUCCGCUUGCUCUCGACAAUCCUGACGAUGCCAUGGCAGAGCUGUACGCUUCCGGACCGCUCUGCGAGCCAGACUCGCUCCUCGAUGAGCUGUUUGGCCAGGGCCAGCCGCUGGCCACCGCCGCGACGCUUCCGGUCGACGCUUGCACGCUCUCGGCCGUUCUUGACGCCAACGACGCCGCCGAGCUUGAUGCAAUCCUCGGUCUCGACCCGCUCACGCAGCUGAGUCGGGCACAAUGCGAGCUGCUCCGGCUCUACCGCGGAUAUCUCUCGGUAGCCGGCGUCUCGCCGGUCCGCUACCUCUCGUCGGUCGACUUUGCGUGCCGGGCCCAGGUCGCCGAAGCGCAUGCGCUGCUCGUCCGCUGGCGGCGGCCGCAGGUCGACGGCGUGGACUUGUCUGUACUCGAGCUUCUCGGCCCGCACUUUGCUGACGAGAUGGUGCGGAUGUAUGCGGUGAACGAGCUUGCACGGCUCGACGACGAGUUGUUGCUGCUGUUCAUGAUGCAGCUGGUCCAGGGCCUCAAGUACGAGCGGUGCCACGACUCGGCACUGGCGCGGUUCCUUCUCGGGCGGGCGCUGUGCAACCGGCACGUUGGCCACGCGCUGUUCUGGCACUUGCGAUCAGACGUCCACGAGUCGGAGAACGAGGCCCGGUUUGCGCUGCUUCUCCACGCCUAUUCUGCGGCGGCAGGGCGGGUGCAGGCUAGCGAGCUCGUGGCCCAACUGCGGUUGGUGGAAGGCCUCACUGACGGGGCCGAGUGGAUCAAGGCCACCAAGUCGCAGCUCAACGUGGGCUCGCUGCGCAAGCGGCUGAGAGAGGUGUUCGGCCCGGACGCUCCGGUCUCCUCGGGCCUCCCGUACAACAUGACGACCAAGGUCGGAGCGCUUGUGGUGGACAAGUGCAAGUUCAUGGACUCGAAGAAGCGGCCGCUGUGGGUAGUGUGCACGGAGGCGUCGCCGCGGGCCGACUCGCGGCUGCCGAUCAUUUUCAAGACCGGCGACGAUCUGCGGCAGGACGUGCUGACGCUGCAGCUGAUGCGGGUGAUGGAUACCGAGUGGCGCAACGCCGGUAUGGACCUCUGCAUGUCGCUGUACUCGGUGGUGGCAACCGGAAAGGAGGCUGGCAUGAUCGAGGUCGUGGCCAACUCGGCAACGCUUGCCGACAUCCAGAUGGCGGCCAAGGGCGCGCGGUCGGCGUUCUCAGACAGAGUACUUGCCGACUGGCUACUCGAGGCCAACGUCGACUCGCGGGCGCACGCGAACGCUGUUGAAACGUUUGUGGCGUCGUGCGCAGGCUACUGUGUCGCCACCUACGUGCUCGGCAUCGGCGACCGGCACAACGACAACAUCAUGCUCGCCCGCGACGGCUCGCUCUUUCACAUUGACUUUGGCCACUUUCUUGGCAACAUCAAGCGCAAGUUUGGCAUCUCGCGCGAGCGCACGCCGUUUGUCUUUACGCCCGACAUGGUGUACGUCAUGGGCGGACGCGACUCGCCGCAGUACGCCCACUUUUUGGAGCUUGCCUGCGCCGCUUACAAUGUGCUCCGCGCGUCGGCCACCAAGCUCAUCAACCUCUUUGCCAUGAUGCUCAAUGCUGGCAUUCCCGAGCUCUCCUCGGUUCGCGACCUCGAGUAUCUUCGUCGCGUCCUCCGCCUCCAAGACACCGACGAGGAGGCUGCGACGUACUUUCGCGAUCUGGUCGACGAGUGUCUCCGUGGCGGGUGGAAGCACAUGCUCAACUGGUACGUCCACAACAAGGUCCAUGCAUCGGCACUGCUCUCGGCCCACAUCUGAAAAUGUACGGCAGGCAGCACUAGAGACUUUUUACGCUCCCUCACUUGCGCUUCUGGCGCUUGCUUGCGCUUCCGCUGGCGGACUGUGCCCCCGCAUCGCGCUUGCGCUUGGCGCGGACAGCGUUAAAGACAGUGCGGAGGUGAGCGA